Trematosphaeria pertusa is the source of this 3327-nucleotide messenger RNA. Its product is annotated as P-type Na+-ATPase. NCBI's taxonomy places the organism in Eukaryota, Fungi, Ascomycota, Dothideomycetes, Pleosporales, Trematosphaeriaceae. Gene Ontology annotation, molecular function: P-type calcium transporter activity; ATP hydrolysis activity; ATP binding. The record is from RefSeq and is a predicted model, not a curated record. Gene Ontology annotation, biological process: calcium ion transmembrane transport; intracellular calcium ion homeostasis. Gene Ontology annotation, cellular component: plasma membrane. The transcript has 7 exons. The coding region runs from base 1 to 3327 and encodes 1108 amino acids.
AUGGGGUCUUCCAAGAAGAAUGUGACUCUCCAGGAAUAUGAAAAGCACCCGUUCCGGCUGUCGCUCGAGGAACUGACCACCCACUUUGGCGGCCUGAACCUUGAGCACGGUUUAUCCCCGGCCAAGGUCAACGAGCUCAGAAGCAAGUAUGGGGAGAAUAAGCUCCAGGGGGAGGGAUCAGUCCAGUGGUAUACUGUACUCUUCAAGCAGAUUAGCAAUGCCAUGAUUCUGGUCCUCCUGCUCGCUCUAGCCCUCUCAUACGGCGUAUCAGACUAUGUCGAAGGAGGCGUCAUUACCGCCGUCGUCGUGGGCAACGUCUUGAUUGGCUUUUACCAAGAAUUCCAAGCAGAGAAGAAAAUGGACGCUCUGCGGGCCCUUUCUUCUCCCACCGCCACCGUGCUCCGCAAUGGCAAUCUCGAAUCGAUUCCCGCCAUCCAAGUCGUCCCCGGCGAUGUUGUCGUCAUCAAAACGGGAGACACUGUCCCCUGCGACAUUAGAAUCUUUGACAGCAUGAAUCUCGAAUGCGACGAAAAGAUUUUGACUGGAGAAGCUAUUCCCGUUGCCAAAGUCCCCGACGCCGACUUUGCCGACAGCGACGAGCUCUCUACCGGCGUAGGCGACCGCAUCAAUCUUUGCUACUCGUCGUCUACUGUGACCAAGGGCCGCGGCCGCGGCAUAUGCAUCUUCACGGGCAUGCACACGGAAAUUGGCAAGAUUGCCUCGUCGAUGCAGGGCAGCACGCGCAAGCCAAAUCGCAGCAUGUCCCGCAAGAAGCAUGGUAACCUGCAGCCCGUAAAGGGCGCUGGCCUGCGGGUUUGGGAUGCGAUAGGAAAGUUUCUGGGCCUGACAGGGGGCACGCCGCUGCAGAUCAAGUUGUCAAAGCUGGCGUAUGCACUCUUUGGGUGUGCACUUCUCUUGGCCAUUAUCGUGUUUGCGGUGCACAAAUUUGAUGUUACGAGUGAGGUUGCCAUUUACGCCAUCUCCACAGGAAUUGCCAUCAUCCCCGAAUCCCUCAUCGCCGUCCUGACAAUCACUUUUGUGACUGGCAUGGCUGCAAUGAGACGCCGCCAGGUUCUGACCCGCAAGCUGUCCGCCCUCGAAGCCCUCGGCGGCAUAACCAACAUUUGUUCCGACAAGACGGGCACAUUGACCCAAGGCCUCAUGACGGUCCGCAAGGCUUGGAUUCCGGGCAUUGGCAUUUACACUGUUUCUAAUUCCGAGGAUCCAUCAAACCCCAAGCAAGGCCAAAUCACCGUCGGCCCAGCCAAGACAAGAGCCGAAAUGGACGCCGACAAGGAAGCGCGCCAAAGGCAUUUCGACACGCAGCGUAGUGGGGCAGCUCUCAAGUUUGACCUGCCGCCCAUGGAAAAGGAAGCACCCACGCCCGACGACUACCAGGAGAAGCUCGCCGCUGAAACGCGCGAGUAUGACGGCAUGGUUCCCGAGCUCGAAGCUCUCCUCCAUACAGCCGCGCUCUGCAACCUCGCUACCGUACGCUUGAACGAGCAGGAGGGAAAGUGGCAAACCACUGGCGACCCUACAGAGGUCGCCCUUCAAGUCUUUGCUCACCGCUUUGACAAGGGCAAGAAGAUGCUAGAAAGAGAAGAAGGCUGGAAGCAAAUCUCCGAAUACCCCUUUGACUCCACCGUCAAGCGCAUGUCCGUUGUUUACCGCGCGCCGCAGACCGAAAAAGUUACAGUUCUCACCAAAGGCGCUGUAGAGCGCAUUCUCGAUCUAUGCGACAAUGUUGGCGCCGGUAGCGAUAAGAAGCAAAUGACUGAUGCUGUCAAGGAGAGCAUCUACGAGCAAAUGAGCCUUCUCGCCGACCAAGGUCUCCGCGUUCUUGCGCUUGCCUCCAAGACGUGGGAGGGCGAGUUUACACCAGGCAUGGAUAUCCCACGCGAUCAAAUCGAGUGCAAUCUUACGCUGCUCGGCCUCUGCGGUCUGUACGAUCCACCCCGACUGGAAACUAAGGACGCUGUACGAGAAUGCACAAACGCGGGCAUCAAAGUGCACAUGCUCACCGGCGACCACCCCGGCACCGCAACCGCCAUUGGCAAAGAAGUCGGCAUCAUCCCGCGCGACUUCAGCACGCUCUCCAAGGAAGUCGCGGACUCGCUCGUCAAAACCGCCGCAGAGUUUGAUGCCAUGACCGAUGCGCAGAUUGAUGCCAUGCCAGAGCUUCCUCUGGUGAUUGCGCGCUGUGCGCCGAAUACAAAGACGCGCAUGAUUGCCGCGCUUCACCGGCGCAAGGCUUAUGCGGCCAUGACGGGGGAUGGCGUCAACGAUGGCCCGUCGCUGCAGGCUUCUGAUGUGGGUAUCGCCAUGGGUAUGGCGGGGUCUGAUGUGGCCAAGGGGGCGUCGGAUAUUGUGUUGACGGAUGAUAAUUUUGCCUCCAUCGUCAAUGCAAUUGAAGAGGGCCGGAGGAUGUUUGACAAUAUCCAAAAGUUUGUUCUGCAUCUACUCACCAGCAACGUUGGCGAAGUAGUCCUCCUCGUCCUUGGCCUCGCUUUCCGCGACAACGCCGGCUACUCCGUCUUUCCGCUCUCGCCCCUUCAGAUUCUGUGGAUCAACAUGCUAACAUCCGGCCCUCCCGCCUUCGGCCUCGGCCUCGAAAAGGCCGUCUACAACAUCAUGCAGCGCCCGCCGCACAACACCAAAAAGGGCGUCUUCAGCUGGCAAAUCAUCGCCGACAUGACCGUCUACGGCAUGCUGAUGGGGAUCCUGACGCUGCUGACCUUCGUCGUCGUCGUCUACGGCGUCGGCAACGGCAACCUCGGCCACGAAUGCAACCGCACGCACAGCCCCGACUGCGACCUGGUGUUCCGCGCCCGCGCCGCCGUCUUCGCCGAGCUCACCUGGCUGAUCCUCGUCUCCGCCUGGGAGAUCAAGAGCAUCAGACGCAGCCUGUUCCGCCUGGACCCGCACUCCACCUCGCGCUUCCCGCUGUUCAAGGAUCUGUACGCCAACAAGUUCCUCUUCUACGCCGUGGCUAUCGGCGCCCUCAUCGUGUUUCCCUGCGUCUACAUCCCGGGCUUCAACACUACCGUGUUCAAGCAGAAGCCCAUCACCUGGGAGUGGGCGCUGUCCGUGGGCGCUGUCGUCGUCUUCGUGGCCGGCAUGGAGGCGUGGAAGUUUUGCAAGAGGCGGUUUGGCUGGUUUGCCGACGACGAGCGCGAUCCGAAUCCGAGUGGUGCGAAGAGGGCUGGCCUGGAUCUCAGGCAGGGCUUCUUUUCGUUUGCGCGCACGCUGUCGAGGACGACGAGCUUUGGGAAGCCGGGCACGAGGGCGAGUGAGGCGAGCGGGGGCGGUGAUGGUGCGGUGUAG